Molecule: messenger RNA, 506 nt
Organism: Notothenia coriiceps (black rockcod)
Lineage: Eukaryota; Metazoa; Chordata; Actinopteri; Perciformes; Nototheniidae
Product: protein WWC3-like
Exons: 5
Coding region: 228-506 (92 amino acids)
Source: RefSeq, a predicted model, not a curated record
ACACAGAGAACCAGGACGCCCUGCUGUCACGCAACAGCUCCCAGCUGGAGGGGGGGGAGGCGGCGCAGCAGAGGAGGGAGGAGGCGUCAGAGAGGAGCUGGCAGGCGGACUCGGUGGACAGCGGCUGCAGCAACAGCACCGCUUUCACCCCCCCCACUGAGGGGCCGUGUGCAGAGGGCGUCACCAGCAGGGGGCCGAGCGGCAAAGUGAAGGUGGAGAAGGGCACCAUGACGGAGGCUCUGAUCCCCGAUCCGGUGAGGGUCCGGUCCAAAGAGAGGGGGGGCCGCUGGGGCCACGCCUCCCCCUUCAUGAGGGGCAGCACCAUCGUCCGGUCGCAGACCUUCUCCCCCGGGGCCCGGAGCCAGUACGUCUGCAGGUUGUAUCGCAGCGACAGCGACAGCUCCACUCUACCAAAGAAAACUCCGUUUGUCAGGAACACUCUGGAGAGGAGAACGCUGAGAUACAAGCAGGUACAUUCUGCUCUUUCUCUGGAGGGGGGGGUCUGA